CAAACAAGCUGAGGAGCUUUCAAGGUCCGCUGGCAAUCGGAUACAUCCCGUCUCGUCCUACAGAUGAGAGUAAACAAUGGAACACGUGGCGCAGCGGCUCUCCUGUUUUCCAGGCCGUGACCGCCCGCCUCCCUCACCGCCAUCAUCAUGUCAUGUUUCCACCUGCUGCCCGCUGCUUGUUGGCAAGCAGACGGGUCGCUGCCGUAGCCAUGAAGGACUUCCUGUUGCUCCUCCUGGCCGCGUCAGCAGCGUCCUCCAGGUCUCACGGCACCUGGUGUGAGUUGGGUUGCGACUGUCGUGGGGAUCUGAGGCUCGCCAUCUGCUCGCGGGCCUUCUUCACCCGGCUGCCGGCCAGAGUCCCACCCGCCACCGAGCUGCUUGACCUGUCCGUCAACCGCAUCACGGUCAUCCCCGAGCGCUCCUUCAGCCACAACCGCAAGCUGCGUGUGCUCCUGUUGCAGAACAACAACAUCAGCACGGUGCAGGACGGCGGUUUCUCACAGCUGGAGUUCCUGCAGAAGCUGGACCUAAGCUGGAACCAGAUCUCCACCCUAGGCGAGGGCUUCUCCGUCGGCUUGGGCUUCCUGCGAGAGCUGCAGCUGGCCCACAAUUCACUGAGCAGCCUGGACAGCAGCAGCUUCUCGCAUCUGGACGGCCUGCAGAGGUUGAACCUGAGCAGCAACAGAAUCCAUACCAUCCAGGUGAGAUCAUUUGCCUCCAUGAGCAGCCUGCGGCAGCUUCACCUCCAAUUCAACAAGCUCGGCGCUCUGAGCAGCGGGAUGUUCUCCAUGCUGCGCUCGCUGGAGGUCCUCAACCUGGGCGGCAACCAGAUCAACGAGACACAGGUGGGGGUGUUCAAACCGCUCACCACCAUGACGCUCCUCAAUCUGGCCAACAACCGGCUGACCAGCAUCCACUUCAAGACCUUCUUGAGCAUACACACUUACAGCACCCACAUCCUGCUGGAGGGAAACCCUUGGAACUGCGACUGCGACCUGCAGAGAGUGUUCCGGAAGCUGAGGAGCAUCCAGAGACUCUUCCUGGACGACUACUACAACCUGACAUGCAGGGAGCCCGCAGUGCUGCGCAACUACCGGCUGAUGCAGGUGGAUACGGAGCUGUGCAUCGCCGAGACGGUCACCGUGCUCAUCAUCACCGUCACCGUGGUGAUAACCGUGUUGGCCGCCAUGCUGAUGGGGGAGAGGAAGAGGAAAAAGAAGAAGCGGGGAAGCACUGGACGCAACAGGGAGAACUUUCAGACGAGUCAGACUAUUGACGUUCAUCCUUUUCUUUCCAGCGUAUUAUUUCCUUCGCUAUGUCGCAAUAUUUCCCAAUGAAACAUCUUUUGCUCAGUUUAGAUCUCCUUAAUUUAAAAAAGCUAACAUCUGUUUCAAUAUAUAUUUACUCUUCUAGUUGUGUGUUACACAUUUGGCAUUUAUGAUAAAAGUAUGUUUU
Molecule: messenger RNA, 1455 nt
Organism: Doryrhamphus excisus (bluestripe pipefish)
Lineage: Eukaryota; Metazoa; Chordata; Actinopteri; Syngnathiformes; Syngnathidae
Source: RefSeq, a predicted model, not a curated record